This is a messenger RNA of Aedes aegypti (yellow fever mosquito), 2724 nucleotides long. It is a transcript of the gene TfIIA-L, whose product is annotated as transcription initiation factor IIA subunit 1. Gene Ontology annotation, biological process: transcription initiation at RNA polymerase II promoter; transcription by RNA polymerase II. The record is from RefSeq and is a predicted model, not a curated record. The coding region runs from base 618 to 1976 and encodes 452 amino acids. Gene Ontology annotation, cellular component: transcription factor TFIIA complex. The transcript is spliced from 7 exons. Lineage: Eukaryota; Metazoa; Arthropoda; Insecta; Diptera; Culicidae.
UCAGUGCAGCUACCCGACGGGUGCCAGACCAGUUCGAAACGUAUAUAAGGAAAAGUGUCGUGACGAAAAAUUUUGGUUUCGCUUUUUCACUGCGCUCUGUGGCGAAACCCGCACCACCAUUCAUUGGCUGGCUCUGCUGGGGGAAUCGAAAAUCCUGCGUAGGAGUUCCGUCUUCUGGCGUAUUCCGUCGUCGUCGUCGUUUUCGAUUGCUAAAAGCUACACGCGUUUCCGUCAAUCUUUUUCCUUCCUUCAUCCCCAUCUUGUGUUGCUCCGGUUGUUACGAAGUGAAAAAUCUCUUGUGUGUAAAUUUUUGCCUUGCCAUCUUUCGUCUUGCUACGUUUCCGCUCCCAAAAUUCACAUUGCAAGUUUAUAAUAGUUAAGCAUCCAAACACCGUUUAGAAUCCCCCUGUCGAAGUCGAAACACGAAAGUCUACUAUUGGCUACAAGUGGAACCGUCGCAGCUGACCACUUGUGGAACCAUAUUGAACUUAUCCGGAAUUAUUACAUCCCAUACGCGUUCCGGAAAACAGGACAGUACACCUUGGGGGUGCUAGGCGUAGGAAGCAGCUGACCAGUAUUUUGCAACACCGGAAGUGUCUCCCGGUCUGUCCCCAAUCAUGGCCCUCAGUCAGACGUCGGUGCUCAAACUGUACAACACUGUUAUUGAUGAUGUUAUUGCCGGCGUGCGAGAUGCAUUCCUCGACGAGGGAGUUGACGAACAGGUGCUACAGGAGAUGAAACAGGUAUGGACGGCAAAAUUGAUGGCGAGCAAGGCCGUCGAAACGACUCCAGACCCUUCGGAUCAGCCACCGUCAAUUCUAGCGAAGUCCGUGUCGAACUCAAAGUCCAAUGGUACCAAAAAGGCGAAAGCUGCGGCUGCAGCUGCUGCCGCCGCCGCCAACCAGGAAAACCAGAAUGGAACCGCAAAAUCAACCACCACCAACACAACACCCGCUAUUCAACCAGCUGCUGUCAAGCCCGAACCGGUGACUGAAACGCAACAAAUGUUACCAGCAGUUCAACAUCAACAGCAGCCGCAACAACUUCAACCACCACCACUAGCACAGGCUCAUCCCUCGUUGCCACAACCUGCUGCAGUACAACCACCACCAGCACAACAGCCAGCCGCUCCGGCAGCAGUCGUGGCCGCUCUUGAUCCCAAUAAAAUGGUCGCAAUUCAGAUAACCCUACCAGCACUGCCAAACGUACCAAACUCACAACCCAGAGUACUGACAAUUCAGGUACCGGCAUCUGCGCUCCAAGAGAAUCAACUACAGCAAGUACUCACUGGACCCAUCAUCACCUCAAUCAUGCCUCUACCGCCACAAAUUGCCUCGUCGGUCCUUCAGCAGCAUGUAAAUUCAUAUCUGCAAAACAACACAAUGAACACAAUUCAAAUUCACAAACAGAUGGAUGGAGCUUACGAUAUGCAUAUGGACACAACUGCUGAGGUAGACCACCAGGCUCCGGUGUUUGCGCUUUCCGAAGUGUUAGAUCACCAUCUGUUAUCCAGAAUGGCACACAAUGAAACGAUAGUAUCUCAAACCGAUUCUGUUCCAUCGACAUCGGGAACCUGCGCAGAAGGAGCAAUCCGUAAGAAGAAGUUCAAAAACCGCAGGAGAGUUAUGAUCGAAAUCAGGCACCAGGUUGAUGGUGCAGUCGACACGUCGGACGAAGAAGCGAGUGAUAUAAGUGACGACAACAUCGGAGACGACGACGAAGAUGACCUGGACAAGGAGGACGAUGAAGAUCUGGAUGGCGAAGGCGGCGCUGAGGAAGAACCCCUGAACAGCGAGGAUGAUGUGACCGAUGAAGAUGCUUCCGAUUUGUUCGAUACGGAUAAUGUCGUCGUUUGUCAGUAUGAUAAGAUUACAAGAUCGAGAAAUAAGUGGAAGUUUUAUCUAAAGGACGGUAUUAUGAACAUAACCGGCAAGGAUUACGUAUUCCAAAAAUCCAACGGAGAUGCUGAAUGGUGAAGCGGAUCAAAAGACAAACCAUUGUGUAAGCUCAAAAUGUGUGAAACUAGUAGGUAUUCGAUUAUUCCUACUUGGCUGGUUGAUGGCUGCAGAGAGACGGGUCUGAGUACUAAUUCAUCAACGGGAUAUCUUUGUUCUAAGCUUCGGUAAAACAUACAAAAUUUGAUUUAACUUAUCUAUGUAUUUAGCCCAGUAUCACUAUAGAGAUCACACUUAUCCCACGACAAACAAGCAAGUGUCGAACGAAAAAGGAGCCUUACAAAAAAUGCCUAAAGAUUUCUCCAAACAAAUUACACAACUUAGUUGCGAACCUUGGUUGCGUAGCAAAUCUAUACAUAAAGCGUUUUAGUAUAAUAUUGUGUAAAAACAUGUUGAAGAAAUAUGCACAUUUUAGUUGAAAUCACAUCUAGCAGCUUCUAGGUUUACAGUACCUUCUUUCUCUAGUUGUUGAGUUGGUUUCCCCAUGGCUGUUUCAAUGAACAGUGUAGGAUAGGAAGACAAACAAAACAAGUCUACUACAAAGCCACAAAAAAUGGCGGAUUAGCAUUAGUCCAAACUAAUAUAAUAACUACCAACAUACCAAGUUGUGUAUCUCAACAAAAUCGUUUGUCUAAAUUUUCAAGCUGCUUUGGAUGGAUUGGAAGUACGUCAACACGGUUUGAUUUGUACCAAAAAUCAUCAUUGUUAUACUUGGAAAACUAAUCAAAGUAAAUAUGGUAAAUAAACAUAAGUAAUUUCAUGCAGUGCA